Messenger RNA from Haemonchus placei, 423 nucleotides. Lineage: Eukaryota; Metazoa; Nematoda; Chromadorea; Rhabditida; Trichostrongylidae. The record is from the annotation of a GenBank genome assembly.
AUGCCUCGCAAUCACGCGGGAGCUGCGGCCUUAUAUAAAGGUGACCCUCCCACAGAGGCUCUGAAUGAAGAUCUACCCCAGCUGAGACUGGUCGAUUACUAUCGUCGAUUGCUGGUUGGUUUCAAAGAAUCCACAAAGCUACGAUACCUGAACCAAAAUCCAGAAAAUGCAAGUCUAUACGCAAAGUUGAAGAGUAUCGAUGCAUCUACAGUGGAUCCAACUUGUAGUAACCCAGGAUUCGAAGCCGUGGCAGGCAACUAUCUAAAAGUUUUCGACGACAUCAUAAGCGCGGUUGAAGAAAAACCUGGGGACGUGAAACAAGCGUGCGAUCGGCUGAUGGCUGUUGGGAAAAUGCAUCGCACAAAGGUUACACCACCGUUUCAACGACAGUAUUCAUCACGACUCAUCGUAGCCAUUUCAUAA